CGGCACGCAUCUAACCCUAUAUAUAUCCUUCUUCUGCAAAUUUCAAUUCCGAUCCAUUCUUCCUAAAAUCUUUCCAUUCAUCGGUUUCACCACUUACCAAGACCAUCCUCGCAUCGGAGAAUAACAUUUCCAUCGGAUUGGAUUGGGGUUGCCAUUUCUCUGUUGUCUCUUCAGUUAUCCGAGCUUGGGUGGAUAGUAGUCUGGCAUCUCUUGAUCAGAACAUGAGCUCGGAGCCAAAUAGCCGGAGGGAGAACAAUAAUUAUCGGCCUAGAAACAACAAUUCUUCUCGGAACAACCGUCGUGAGUGGGUCCCUCGGGGCAGUGCGCCUGUUGUUGCCGCCGUGGAAGUUCCCCCAGCUACUGCUGAUAGUGCUGGCCAGAAUGAGAGUGGAAAUGGUGGGGCGUUGGUUGGUAGGCCCGUCCAUCCUGUUGUUCCGAACCGGAAUAGGGUCCAUGGUGCAUCAAGAGGAAACCCUGGUCAACGGCAUGUUGUUCAGAGGGAGAAAGAGAAGGUGGAGAGGAAGCAUUUCAGAGACGACAAUGGUAGGAUAAUGAAGGGGGUUAACAUACCCCAACUUGUGCAGGAAAUCCAGGAUAAGCUUUCCAAGGGAUCUGUUGAGUGCAUGAUCUGUUAUGACAUGGUUCGCAGGUCUGCACCCGUAUGGUCGUGCUCUAGCUGCUAUUCAAUUUUUCACCUGAAUUGCAUAAAGAAAUGGGCUAGAGCUCCUACUUCUGUUGAUUUGUUGGCUGAGAAAAAUCAGGGUACUAAUUGGCGUUGCCCUGGAUGCCAAUCAGUGCAGCUUAUGUCAGCUAAGGAGAUUCGAUACAUCUGCUUUUGUGGCAAGAGACCAGAUCCACCUUCAGAUUUAUAUUUGACUCCACAUUCUUGUGGAGAGCCUUGCAGUAAACCACUGGAAAGGGAGCUUCCUGGUAGUGGCAUGAGUGAUGAGGAUAUAUGUCCUCAUGUUUGUGUUCUGCAGUGCCAUCCUGGGCCUUGCCCUCCUUGUAAGGCCUUUGCUCCUCCCCGUAGGUGCCCUUGUGGGAAGCAAGUUAUUACCACGAGAUGCUCUGAUCGGAAGUCUGUUCUCACUUGUGGGAAGAUAUGUGAAAAGCUUCUUGACUGUGGUCGGCAUCGCUGCGCAAGCGUCUGUCAUGUGGGGCCAUGUGAUCCUUGCCAGGUCCUUGUUAAUGCUUCUUGUUUCUGUAGGAAAAAGGUUGAGGUUCUUCUUUGUGGAGAUAUGGCUGUCAAGGGAGAAAUCAAUGACCAAGAUGGUUUAUUCUCAUGCAACUUAUCUUGUGAGAAUAAAUUGAAUUGUGGAAACCAUGUUUGCCAAGAAGUUUGUCAUCCAGGUCCAUGUGGGGAAUGUGAGCUGCUGCCAGGAAAGAUUAAGGCAUGCUGCUGUGGUAAGACUAGCUUAAAUGAGGAAAGACAGAGUUGUUUGGAUCCAAUUCCAACUUGUACGCAGAAUUGUGGCAAGACCCUGGCUUGCAAGCUGCAUAACUGUCAGAGUGUGUGCCAUUCAGGGCCGUGUCCUCCCUGUAACGUUCUUGUUACCCAAAAGUGUCGGUGUGGGUCGACCUCUCGAGCUGUAGAGUGCUACAGAACUGCUCCGAGUGUUGAAAAAUUCACUUGUGAUAGACCUUGUGGCCAGAAGAAAAGCUGUGGCAGGCAUCGGUGCAGUGAGCGUUGCUGUCCUCUCUCUAGUUCCUUGAAUUCUUCCAUGGUUGAUGGAAACCCACAUUUGUGCACGAUGCCAUGUGAGAAGAAGCUACGGUGUGGUCAGCAUUCUUGCACAUCACUGUGUCACAGUGGUCAUUGUCCUCCUUGCCUGGAGACAAUUUUCACCGACUUGUCUUGUGCUUGUGGUCAAACUUCUAUUCCUCCCCCAUUGCCUUGUGGUACACCUCCACCUUCAUGUCAGUACCCUUGCUCAGUUCCUCAGCCUUGUGGUCAUCCAUCUUCACACAGCUGCCAUUUUGGAGACUGUCCACCUUGCACAGUUCCUAUCCCCAAGGAAUGUGUGGGUGGACAUGUUGUUCUUCGCAGUAUCCCUUGUGGAUCAAAAGAUAUUAGAUGCAAUAAACUAUGUGGAAAGACGAGGCAGUGUGGUUUACAUGCAUGCUCCAGAACUUGUCAUCCAGCCCCAUGUGAUUCUUCUGCUGCAUCAAGUACGAGCUUGAGAACAUCUUGUAGGCAGACAUGUGGUGCUCCGAGGAGAGAUUGUAGGCAUACUUGCACAGCUAUGUGUCACCCUGCCACUCCAUGUCCUGAUGUAAGAUGCGAAUUUCCUGUCACAAUCUCUUGCUCCUGUGGCCGAGUAAAUGCAACAGUUCCUUGUGAUGCUGGUGGCAGCAGUGGAGGAUAUAGUGCUGACACAGUUCUUGAAGCUUCUAUAAUACAAAAGUUGCCGGCGGCUCUACAACCUGUUGAGGAAAAUGUCGAGAAAAUUCCCCUUGGUUCGAGGAAGCUAAUGUGUGAUGAUGAAUGCGCAAAAGUGGAGCGCAAAAAGGUUCUUGCUGAUGCUUUUGGUGUUACUGCCCCGACCUUGGAUGCACUUCACUUUGGUGAUACUGCUUCUGUUUCUGAAGUGCUUUCUGACCUCUUGAGGCGUGAUCCUAAGUGGGUCUUGUCCGUCGAAGAGAGAUGCAGGUACCUGGUCCUUGGUAGGGGCAGGGGUGGGUUAAAUGCUAUUAAAGUCCAUGUGUUCUCUGUGAUGACCAAGGAAAAAAGAGAUGCAGUGAGGCUGGUAGCUGAAAGGUGGAAACUCUCUGUCAAUGCAGCUGGAUGGGAGCCAAAGAGAUUUGUCAUUGUUCAUGUCACACCGAAGUCAAAAGCCCCAGCUCGCAUGCUUGGUGUUAAGUCAUGCAAUCCUGGUAACAUGUUGCAACCCCCGAUAUUUGAUCCCCUGGUGGACAUGGAUCCCCGCCUUGUUGUGGCUUUAUUUGAUUUACCUAGGGAAGCUGAUGUCAGUGCACUGGUGUUGAGGUUUGGUGGGGAAUGUGAAUUGGUUUGGUUGAAUGAUAAGAAUGCAUUAGCUGUCUUCAGUGAUCCAGGGAGAGCAGCAACUGCUAUGAGGAGAUUGGAUCAGGGGUCUGUGUAUUACGGUGCUGUUGCAGUUCCUCAGAAUGGGGGGGCCUCAGCAACGACUUCAGGCACUGGUGCAUGGGGAUCUUCUGCAGCUUCCAAAGAUGCUGCAUCUGGAGCGAUCCUGAAAGAGAACCCUUGGAAGAAGGUUGUCCUGCAGGACUCUGAGCACAAGGAAAGCUCGUGGGGAGGAGCUGAGGAGUGGUCUGCUAAUGCAGCUGAUCCCAAAUUGCAUCACUGGAAAGAUAAGGAAGCUCCAACUGCUUCUUCAAGCAACCGCUGGAGUGUCCUGCAAUCGGGAAGCAGUUCAAAAUCAUCCGAUGCUUCUACAAAAACGGAGAAUCGUCAGAAACAGCCAGAAACUCCUCCGAACUUGUCGUCUUCUAAGGGAGAGGAAUCUAGCUUGAAUGCAGCAGCAUUGCAGCCAGAAGGCAUGAGCAACAGUGGGUCUGGUGAUGUGGUGGACGAUUGGGAGAAUGCCUAUGAUUGAGCGAGCAAGCAUGGCGUGUGAACAUAUUGGCAUCACGAGUAAUGCAUUUAGAGUGCUUAUAUGGGAGAUUGAAGUAUAUCUUUUGGUAGCAGGUUCAGCAUUUUGAAUUCUCCCCUCAAAUUCCUCCUUAUUGUUGGCUGUCUUGUUUAUUAGUUACCAUUACCCAAUCGUCUAGGCUAAAUUGCAUCCCCUGCCUCUAUAGACAUUUUAGCAGGCAAUUUUAGUGCUGGCUUGUGAUUUUCUUGAAAAAAAUAUGAUAAUGAAAAGGUUCAUUUCUUUUGAACAA
This is a messenger RNA of Salvia hispanica, 3861 nucleotides long. It is a transcript of the gene NFXL1, whose product is annotated as NF-X-like 1. Gene Ontology annotation, cellular component: nucleus. Gene Ontology annotation, biological process: regulation of DNA-templated transcription. NCBI's taxonomy places the organism in Eukaryota, Viridiplantae, Streptophyta, Magnoliopsida, Lamiales, Lamiaceae. The record is from RefSeq and is a predicted model, not a curated record. Gene Ontology annotation, molecular function: DNA-binding transcription factor activity, RNA polymerase II-specific; zinc ion binding; RNA polymerase II transcription regulatory region sequence-specific DNA binding.